Theileria orientalis strain Shintoku is the source of this 4098-nucleotide messenger RNA. RefSeq lists its product as hypothetical. The transcript is spliced from 4 exons. Bases 1 to 4098 code for a protein of 1365 amino acids. NCBI's taxonomy places the organism in Eukaryota, Apicomplexa, Aconoidasida, Piroplasmida, Theileriidae. The record is from RefSeq and is a predicted model, not a curated record.
AUGGAAUCCGACAUAGAUAUGUUUAUUAAAUCCACUGGAAGAGAAGUAUCAUCGGAUUUCCCAAAAAGUGGUGAUGCUACACAGUCGGCUCCAAGUAAUGUUUUCGGAGGUUUAUCCGGAAACCAACUAUAUUAUUCUAUAGAGAUAUUGCAAAAACCAGGAGAAGAAUGUUUAGAUUCUGAAAGUGACCUUAAAGAUUCAGAUAUAAGUAACGAUCACUCUAUAUCGACCAGUUGUACAAGUUUAGCUGAAAACAACGCUACAUUAUCAGAAGGCGGCGCAUUGGGCAAAUCAUUAGCCGAUAUUCAGCAAUCAGACAAAUCGCCAAAGGUCAGAUCCAAAAAUACAGGGUCGGAGGGUACGACAAAAGUGCCAGAUAUGAACUGUGUAGAAACCACAGAUAAAGACCAUCAGACUGACAACAAGAGUAAUAAAACAGAAAGUCUUAGAAUGUUUGGUAAAGGCUCGACGGAGGACGUUAGUAAAAGCCUACUGGGAAACAUGACUAAGAAAUUUAGCAACCUGUGCGAAAUCCUGGAUACGGAAAAGCUUAAGCUCAAAAAGCUGGACCAAGAGUUGAAAAUAUCAAAAAUCUUACACAGCAAAGACUUUAACAGAGACCUGAACUUGUCGAGAAAUGUAAUGGAGAAAGAGACGACACUGAUGGAGGACCUCAAAGGCUCAGCAAAGUGUGACGACGUAGUGGAGUACCUAGCGAAGAAGAAGAGAAAGAAGAAGACCAGUAAGUCAAAGUCGCAAGACUCCAAGGGAAAAAAGAGUAAAAAGAAACGUAGAUCUUGUUCGCCAAGUAUUUUGUCAAUUCUAGAAGCAUUAGAAAAAGGGGAUCCAUUGGAUAGCCAUAGGGAGAGUACAUCAGGAGAUGAAGUAAAAAAUAGACAUAGACGGAAGAGGGCAGAAAUUGAGGAAUAUAGUACGAAGGAGCAAUCUGAUUUUAAUGAGUAUUUGACGGACAAGGGGGAGAAUCCACUCCCGACCCGGACGUUGGAUGCAUCGAAAGAAGAUACGCCAAAAACAAACACCACUUCAGUGGCAGCAGUAAAGAAUGAUAAAUCAUUGAAGCUCUUAGGUCAGAAAGCUAGGACUGAGAAAGCGUUGAAUCCAUCAGAACAGAAAGCUAGGACUGAGAAAGCGUUGAAUCCAUCAGAACAGAAGGCUAGGACUGAGAAAGCAUCGGCUCAUUCAGAGGCAAAAACCGGCACAGUGAAAACGUUGACGUUUGAGGAGUCAGCAACAAGCACUGAGAGAGCAUUUGCCGAGCCAGAGAAUGCCACGUACAGGGAGACUGCCACGGACAGCGAGAGUGUUACGGACAGAGAGUUUAGAAGAGCAGUGAUGGACACAGAUGUGCUGGAAAACCUGGAUAAAAUGGGAGGAAUCAAGUAUGAAACGGGCUCAGUGGACCUGAGAAGAAAGUACAGAAGCUUCGAAAGACUGUGCUUCGGACUAGGAUGCACAGUGCCGCCGACGAAACAGGAGCUGGAAAUGUGCUCACAACUGUCACUCUGGGGAGAUGACUCAUCACUCUCGCAGUACGAGACGAGCGUGUACCAGAGCUGCCUGCUGAGGUCAAGGGCGUUCGAGAGUAUCUGGACAAAGUUCUGCAACCGAGUAAUAGGAAUGAUCAGAAGAUACACGCUGGAGGGACUGAAAAACCUGCUGAAAAUAGUUAACGAAGAACACCUGGUGGAGCCCUUCCUGAAGGUGGUGCAGGUGGACCUGGGCUCGGACAGACAGGACCAGCAGCUGUUCAUAAGCAUCCUGCAGGAGGAGCUGACCCAAAAGCUGAGCAGCAAACAAAUACUGCUGAAGCUGACGGUGAAGAACAACGACACAGUGGACGACGCGGUUAACCAGAUAUACAUACAGAUGUACCAGCUGCUGUUGCUUAAGGGAGAAAAGAGCUGGAACGACACGCACUUCUCAGGAGAUAACCUGCUGAACGGACUCGUUAACCUGUACGAAAACUACUUCGCGGACCACGAGCUCCUGGUCAUCAUAGACAAGAUUAACCCGAUUAUCAACGACAUACUGUACAUGUUCCAGAUGCUGAAGAGAAGAAGGCUCAUGAGAGUCAACAGCGUGCUGCUGGUCUGCUCGAACAACGAAUACCUGGAGAGGUACUGCAACAGCCUCAUCUACAGCAACCUGGGCAUCUUCGAGUGCAGCAUGUUCAUGAUCUCGUGCCUGGUCGACGACAUCGUGCAGGUGCUCCUCUACGACACGAAGGUGCAGGACUUCAUACCCAACUUCAGGAUGGUGAUGGAAAUCUACGACACAUUCGCGAACCAGGACUCGUCGCUGACGCUGAUGAUCCUGAGGGUCUACCAGCUCUACGAGCAGUACUACAACAAGCAGAUCUUCAGCCACCUCUCAAUCGUGCCGCCGUUCGUCUUCGAGUCGGGGGGCGGCGCCGAGGACAAGUACGACAUAGUGAUGGACCUGAAGGCGGCCUUGAUUAUGCCAGGGCUAUUUCGCCACCGCCACGGAAGCGGCCUACCUGUCGACUGCAACAUGGCGACCACCGAAAACAACAAUUUGACAACCACCAGCAACAUAUUUACAAACACCAACAUAAACACAGACACAGUAUCAAACAACAAUAUAAACAUAGACACAGUAUCAAACACCAACAUAAACACAGACACUGGAUCAAACAACAACAAUAGCUUGUUGCCGACUAACAAAAACACUAGCAAUCAAGUACACACAGUCACUGAUACAAGCAAUAGCAAUAGUAACAAUCAACAGAACACAAACUCAACAACACAACAUAAAAGCAACGAUAGUGUUCGCAGUGUAAAUAACGGUGAUGAGAAGACAUCAGGCGCAACAGAGGCAGGAUCAGGAGCCUCAGGAGAGACGAUGGGAUAUAUGGUAGAUUUGGAUUACAAGGAUAACUCAGAAGUAGAAUUUGAGCAGUACGGAGACACGAAUAGAAUGUCAAUGUUGAAGAGGGCGAAGAGGAUGUACAGCGUGUACUCACUGCUCUCAAUAAGCAACAACAUGAGCGAAAACUACGUGGCAUAUCUGGAGCUUAAGCUGGUGGAGGAGCUGGACCUGCAGAAGGUGAUUUUGGAGCUGCUGCCACUUAACACACUGAUACUGAUGCAGAGAAGGAUCCUGUUCCAGCUGGGAGUCAACUUUCUGUACAAGCUGCUGGUAUUCAUCCCGGACUCAGCAAUACCGACACACAGAAUAACGCACAUCAUCGACGCAAUGCCCAUGUUCGACCCGAAGGCAAGCGACGACGCACCGGAAGAACUGGAAAAACCACUGAGGGACCUGAUCAAGAGAGUCGUCAAGUACAUACAUAAAAAGUGCCACCUGAACCAGAAUAAGAGGGAGGGCAUUGAGCUGCUGAAAAACAUACUCGAGAGCUUCAACUGCCACUACAAGUCGGUGAUACAGACGGCGAUGGACAUACAGCUGCUGCUCGACGGAGGAAGGAACGUGUACGAGACCGACCGCAUGAUCAACGAGUUCAGCACGAUCCUGGACAUUAAGAUGCCGAUACCGAAGCUGGUGAAGGAGAUACGCCACAAACUGCACCUGUGCUUCUUCCCGCUGAUCGUCACCUUUAAGCUUUCGGACACCCUGGUGGUGCAGCCGUACACAAACGCAUUCAGAACGACGCCGAGUGCGCAGAUGGCGCCCACGCCAGCGCCGGCCACGACGACGCUGACCACGAGCGCGCCCUCGGCGCCCCCGGCCCAAGGAGAGGCGGCGAAGGACUCGGUGGACGAGAAGGACAUCAUCCUGUACAUCCACAAGUACAUCCGCUACAAGAUCAUCAACAUGUGGAAGCUCUUCAUCAUAUACUACUACAUCGCCACCACGAGGCAGGGGCGCCCUGUGAAGCCGCAGGGCCUCGUGGAGAUCUACGUCAAGUUCAACGUGAACAUAGAGCUCCUCGAGAAGAUCCACAGGAUCGUCCUCCUGAGCCAGAACACGAGCGCCGCGCUGGCCUCCAAGGACUCGCUGCGGAGCCUGCAGGAGAAGAAGCUGCCGGAGGGCGACGUGCAGCUCUGCCUGCUGAUGAAGAACUCGCUGUCCAACAUCAACGUUAAGUUUCUUUAA